UAUUGACUAAAAUUUUAAACAGAAUUUUAAAUUUCUUUAUCUUACUAAACAUGAUUGAUUAAAUCACUGAGACCUACCCUGGGCUAUUCAUGGACAUAGGAAUAUUUACCCUUUUGCUAAAUAGUCCCAUAAUGCUGAGCUUUCUGAGUGUUUUUAUAUUUUGCCUUUUGUGUCAGGUUGCUGGCAAGGACCGUUUUUUUCUUAGUGUGUCUGUUUGUAGGGAACCAUCUCUUCUUUAUGAAUGAUUCAUAACAUAUUAGAUCAGGAAGUAGCCUACGUUUGUUAAAAUUAUUCACAAAUUGAGUCAUAGGUUGCAAGGCAGAAACAAGAGAUUUCCUUUCGUCAGUUAAUAGUAUAUCUAAGCUUUAGUGCCUGGAUGCUGUUCCAUCUGUUUGGCUUUACAGAAUGGUAACUUUGUUUUUCUCUAUGCUGACCUUCUCAGGAGAGGCAGUAUUAUAAAAUAGCACAUCAGGAGAAUUGAAACAACUCUUCAAUAUUGGCUGUUGAUUGUAAGAACUGCUUAUUUUCAUGGGCAGGUUUUAUACUAUUAACAGAGGAAACAUGUGGUAAAUGGGUGAUUAUCUUAUUUUUAUUGGAUGGGCUUUAUUCUAUUUAAUACUGGGGUAGGUUCAAUUAAUAGGACUUGAGUAAAAGUUUCGCAAAAACCUUAUUCCCACUGUCCCCUUGAAGUGGCAGGAGGGGUCAGCUUGGACGGCAAGCACACCCGCUCGUCAAAUCACUGUAUCUCGUCCCCACCUUCCUGGAACAGUGGCUAAGAUGCAAGGCCAGGGGGGUAAUGAUAUUUGGUCACGGCCUGAAAAGUUCUCACGUACAGCCUUGCACUGUUGCAUCUCGUGUGUGGAGGCUUGCGUGCUGCCAAGGAGUCUGCUGUGCAGGCUUCGGUGAAGGAGGAAAUGUCCCCUCACUCCAUUCGAAGCCCCGGCAUCUUUUUUAAAGAUUAAAAUGAAAAUACUGCCAUUAGACCACAAUCACGUGUUUCCAAGUUGGCUAGAUUUCUCAACAACAACAACAAAUCUAGAAAGAACAGGCUGCUUUUCCUCCCAUUCCCCGUGUACAAUUUGGUUUCUCUCCUAAGUAGCUGCACACAUUGCUUGCUAAGGUAGAUAUACAGGGACAGGAUUAACGCACUGCUGAGUUUCAUAAAAAGUAGAAAUUAAUAACAUUAAUACAUCGGGAUUUUGGUUUCAGACACGUGCCACGCUGCAUAUGGUUUCAGUGUUUCUAAUUGUCGGGUCACCACUUACUCUUUCCCUAUCUUGGCUUAUCAGACCUCAAAUGGGACGCUCAAAGGUAUCCUAAUACAGUGUCUUAAUGAUAAUACAGACCAAUCUGCUGAUUUCAGCAGCAGUAAAAUAAAUCUAGAUAAGUGCUAUUUGGAAUAAUUGUAAUUUCUUUAUUUUUUUAUAGCCAUAUUCUUUUACACAAGCGAAGAAAUGGAACCUGCAAAUUACACUAGGGUGACGGAAUUUGUUCUCACUGGCUUAUCCCAGACUCGAGAGGCUGGACCCUCACCUGACCUCACCCAUGUAUUUCCUGCUGGCUAACCUGGCCUUCCUUGACAUUUGGUACUCCUCCAUCACGGCCCCUAAAAUGCUCGUAGACUUCUUUGUGGAAAGAAAGAGGAUUUCUUUCGGUGGGUGCAUUGCACAGCUCUUCUUUUUGCACUUCGUUGGGGCCUCCGAGAUGUUCCUGCUCACAGUAAUGGCCUUUGACCGCUAUGCUGCUAUCUGCCGCCCUCUCCACUAUGCUACUAUCAUGAAUCGACGUCUCUGCUGUAUCCUGGUGGCUCUCUCCUGGUUGGGGGGCUUCAUUCAUUCUAUAAUACAAGUGGUCCUCAUCGUCCGACUUCCCUUCUGCGGGCCCAAUGAGUUAGACAGUUACUUCUGUGAUAUCACGCAGGUCGUCCGCAUUGCCUGUGCCAAUACCUUCCCCGAGGAGUUAGUGAUGAUUUUUAGCAGUGGUCUGAUCUCUGUAGUAUGCUUCAUUGCUCUCCUAAUGUCCUAUGCCUUCCUCCUGGCCAUGUUGAGGAAACACUCAGGCUCAGGUGAGAGUACCAGUCGGGCCAUGUCCACCUGCUAUUCCCACAUCACGAUUGUGGUGUUCAUGUUUGGACCAUCUAUCUACAUUUAUGCUCGACCAUUUGACUCGUUUUCCCUCGAUAAGGUUGUGUCUGUGUUCCAUACUGUGAUAUUCCCUUUACUUAAUCCCAUUAUCUACACCUUGAGAAAUAAAGAAGUAAAGACGGCCAUGAGGAAGUUGGUCAACAGAUAUAUUUUAUGUAGAGAAGUGAAAGAUAAGUGACAUACUCUACAACCUUUCUGAGGUCAUUGUCCUAAAGUAGGAAGCAUUUCCAGCAGUAAUAAUGCCUUCAUUACUUCUCUCAUUUGAGUUUUUAAAUUCUCACCACACUCUCCCCCUAUUUGGUGAAAACACAAAGAAAUUAAGAUGGAAAUAAAUAUUGGUGACAGAGCCCCAGGUUUUGUCACAUCUUAGGAGCAAUUUUUAUGAAUUCACAGCAGAGUUUGGUUACUAAAUGAGACCUCCUCUCAUUCCAGAGGAAGUUUCCAGCCGAAUAGCGGUUUUCAUAGCCCGUCUCUAACUUAUAUCCUCCAGUGUGAAAGCAGACUUGGAGGAAAGGGAUUCUAGGUUGAUGGAAUCAAUAGACAUCUAGUUGUGUGAUUUUAAAAAGAUUAUUAUCUUCUUUGCCAUUUUUGUGUGUUUUCUGUAUUUGCUAAUUCUGCUUAUGUUAAAAUUAUGUUAGUAGGAUGCUGCUUUUGUUAGUCGUAUAAUUCAGAGUUCUUUUCCAUUACACCAUUUUUUUUAGUACACAUAAAGAAGAGCUGGAUAUAUUGGCUGUCAUGAUCCUUUGGUGAAUUAUUUAUUAGAUAUCCACUGACUAUUCCCUGACAUUAAGAACUCUAUUACUGACUGUGAUUCAGAAUAUAAAAGUUAGAGUAGAAUAUUUGAGUUCAUAAAUUUAUUUACUUAAAUUAGCUUUUCAAUUUCAAAACUAGGAUUCUAUCCAUUAAAGAGCUAGAGCAUUUCGUAUGCUCAGAGCUUUAGUCUUAUGUUUUCUUUGAUAACAUAUUGUAAUUAGACUUUGAGGGGAAUAGAUUUCUAUCAGCAUCAGAAAUUAAUACGCAUAAAUGAAUUAGGAAAACAAUGAUGAAAACUUCAGGUAAACAGGAUGGCCUGAUGGUGAAAAAAUUUUAUUCUUUUCUUUGGUAAUUUUUCUCUCUGAUGACCCUCUUUCAUCUUCAAAGCUACAAUGACUUCUCUUCUAAGAACUCAAAUAUUCUGAUUGAAAUUAUGAUUCCUAAAUUUUGAGUUGACUUUUCAUUUUCAUUUGGAAAUGAACAAAAUGGUAGACUUCUCUAAUAUUUUAUAAGAGAGCAUGAAAAUAAUCAUCUAACAUACAAAAGGCUUAUAUAUACACAUAAUAAAAAUGAGUUAUGUUUCUAGAUUUUAAGUUUCCUUAUUGUUCUUUCUCUGCAUCUUAGCCAGGCAGACUUCUACUCGUUUUGUCACUUAUCCUUCAUUUAGCUAGGAUUAAUGUUUUUUUAGGGAAAAGACUACUGCCUCAGGAUGCUCUCCAAGGCAUUAUACUGUGACUAUAUAUUUGUUGAAAACAUUGAUGCUAGGAAUAAGAACAUGGCAGUGUAAUGAAGAUGUUAACAGUAUCUCAAUAUUAACAAGAUGGACUAUGCUGUUACAUUUGGUUAAAAAAAAUCUUCAUUAU
Molecule: messenger RNA, 3760 nt
Organism: Canis lupus familiaris (dog)
Lineage: Eukaryota; Metazoa; Chordata; Mammalia; Carnivora; Canidae
Product: olfactory receptor 4M1
Exons: 2
Coding region: 1546-2322 (258 amino acids)
Biological process (GO): G protein-coupled receptor signaling pathway
Cellular component (GO): membrane
Molecular function (GO): G protein-coupled receptor activity; olfactory receptor activity
Source: RefSeq, a predicted model, not a curated record